This is a messenger RNA of Cladocopium goreaui, 2308 nucleotides long. The record is from the annotation of a GenBank genome assembly. NCBI's taxonomy places the organism in Eukaryota, Dinophyceae, Suessiales, Symbiodiniaceae.
AUGGCAGGCAACCUGGGUGGCGAGGUCGAGUUGGAACCGGUGCUCGAGAGGGUGGCACCACCGACUCCUCCCUGGCGAAAGCCGAAACCCACGUCUGCCACGGGAGAGGCUGACCGAGGUCCACCGAGCACCUCGGGGGUUCAGGCGCUUUUAGAGUUGCUGCGCGCAGGUGCCCAGGAUUUCUUGGACGACGACGAAGCGGAUGAAGCCUUCGGCAUUGAAAAGCCACAAGAAGCACCUGAGGAGGUGGAUGACUUGAGCUUGAGCGGUCCACUCCGCAAGCGGCGACGCUCAGAGGCCGAGUCUGCAGGCGCUGCUCCGCACGCAGUUCCCGCGGAAGAUGAAGCUUUUGACUUCGAAUUUGAAGCUGAUCUUCAGAAGGUUUCCGAGUCCAAAGUGCCAAGGAACAGUACAGGUGGGAUGCUGAGCGAAGAUGGGCUGAGUUCGACGCAAAUCGUUGUGCCGGAGGCACCAAAGGAAACAGCCCUUCAACCCGCGUAUGUCGCGGUCGAAGCCCUUCCGACCACGACAUCAAAGUAUGUCUACAAUGGCCGGAUGAAACGCUGGGAGAUGCGAACCUUGAAAGCCAGCUACGUUCGACCUCCCCAGGAAAAGCGGCCAGGUGGACCACCGCCCAAGCAAAAGGUGAAGUUGUGCCGAUUCUUUGCCAUCUAUGGAAACUGCAAAUUUGCAGACCGUUGCUAUUACGCGCACAGCGAGGCUGAGUUGGAUUUGGGGGACGACGUGGAGGCGCAACAACGGAUCAUCUCGGAAUGUGCCUACAAAGCCUGGGAAGAUUCAGAGGCACCAGGUGGUUGCAGCUAUGCCCAAGCUCUGGCUGUUCGCCUUGCCAUCCGUUUCGAGGCGCAGCCACAAAACCUACUGCCCACCAUGGAGAAGACCGGUUUGCCAAUGCAAGGGGGCUCCCGUGCCACUGUGAAGAUGCUUCUGAGGUUGUGCCACCCAGACAAGUGCAGCCAUCCAGAGGCCAAACGUGCGGUGCAAAUCCUGGGACCGGUCCUAGCCAGCUGCACCUCGUGAAGGUGCGGCAAUGGUCACAUCGAGAGCAUCAUCAAUAUGGUGCUGGCCACACUGCAGAUGAAAGAGCCCGAACUUAUGGGUCGAAGCGCUGCAUAUUUGGAGUCGGUCGAAGCAUGGGUCAACUUGGGGAGAACUGACGGGUGGUAGGCUGAUGGGCUUUGGCCAGAAAUGAGAUCAGCAUACUGGUACAUCUUGGGACCCUGCUAAAAAUGAAGCACAUUGAAGCACUAAAUAACAUGUUUUUGUUGGCAAAAUUAUCUCAUGCCUCGUGUUUUAGGGGAGGAUCAAUGCCAACUUCCUGUGUAGGUUCAGGGAACGGAUGGAGAUAUCACAGUUGUUUUGUGGUGCUACCAAUGACCCAAGAGCUUGUUAUGUUUUGUUGCACAGUGACAGUGAUGCUCAAAACCUAUUUUGAGACAAGUGACGUUUGAGAUUUGUGUUUGUUAUUUUGUUUGUGUGUGUGUGGGUUAGGAUUCUUUGGUGCAUCAAUGUGGUGGUGUGUCUACACACAGAGUGCGCAGAACCGAGACUUACUGGAUCGAAAGUCAAGCAAACAUGAUGGCCCCAUGGUUCCAUGAUAAGAGUUCCCCUUGGAAGAUGCAAUAGAGUUUGAAAACGUGUAAAUUGGUUUUUGCUUCACUACGUGGGGCAUGUCUGGCUCACAAGUACUUGUACUUUAUAUUGAAUGUCACGCUUAUGGAUAUUGCGCCUAUUUCGUUGCGUGAAUCGCCGCGGAGCUCGGCCACGACGUGAACUCACAGGUAUAUCGGACCCGUAGAGAUGAGCGAAGACUUGAGGCUUCCCAUGGCUUCCAGGGAUCUCCGGGGCACCCGAAAUCCAAAUCUUCAACGCUUUGCUCCGCGACCUCUGGGGGAUUGUUGCUGGAGGUGACCGGAGGUGACGAACGAGGCCUGGAUCUUGCGGAGAGGUACAAUGAGGAGGAACUCGUCCACAAUUUGACCCCCUGAAGAUGAUAAACACGUAGAGAACCACUUGAAAUUUGAAUAAUUAGUCACAGCAUUUGAACAUCUAAUUAUAGAGUUGGAAUUCCAAUUGGAAUGAUCAGGGCGUGUUGGGCAGCCUCCCUAUCAAUCGGGGAUUCAUCAAUCCUGACAGCCUGACACGCAAGCAGAGUGCAUCUCUAUGGGUGGCGCAUGAAUGGCACAUGGCUUCUUGGAGAAGGUGAGGAUGCGGCAAUCUCUGGAUGCUGCGUUCACCAUCAAUUGUUGUCUGUUGCGGAUGUUAAAACGUAGUAAUAAUACAAGAC